UUCUGUCUCUCCUCAUCCUUAAAGGCGUGUGUUUGUGAGAAGAUGUCGGACCCCGAGACCCCAAGCCAGCCCCUCCUCAGAGCUCAGCCAGGAGAGGGUGGCCGCCCCUCCAAGGCCUAUAAGGUGGCAGGUAUAACCCUGCUGGCCUGUGUCCUGAUUGCGGGGCAGGCGAUGAUCGCCUACUUCCUCCUCAGCCAGAGGAGCGACAUCAGAUCUCUGGAGGAGCAGAGCAACAACCUGAAGGCAGAGCUGACGAAGGGAAGAUCUGUCUCUGUGCCCAUUCGCAUGGACAUGCCCAUGAAUGCCCUGCCCAAGCUGAUGGAUGACUUUGUGGAUGAGGAAGCUUCCACCGGAGCCCCAGAAAAAAGUGCUCCUCAGUCGGCCACUGACUGCCAGCUGGAGGCCGCUGGUGUGAAGGCUGUGCGGGUGCCAGGUUUCCAACCCUCCUGCGAUCAGCGCGGCCUCUACAAGGCCCAGCAGUGCUUCAUGUCACACUGCUGGUGUGUGAACCCAGUCAACGGGCAACAGAUCCCUGGAUCUUUGAGCAAGGGACCGGCCAGAUGCAGGGCAGCUGUCCUCGCUGGCAGCAUGAGCAAAGUGUUGACUCUCUCUGAUGUCGAGGCCUAAUGCUGUGCUGAUGAAAUCUCCUCGAGACCAGCAACUCUUCAAGCCCAAAUCAUAACUUUGCUACAACUUUGUCAACAUAUAAUCACCAUCGUGUUUGUAGUACUUGAUAAGCCACUGGGGUUUCAUAAACUGCUGAUAAAUUACCAAAUUACAGCCAUUUCUCUGCUUGCUAUUAUCUUAUCAUCUGCAACCAAUAUGGACAGGUGACUUUUUUUGCUAUUGAUAACAUACCACCAUAUUUCAGUUUUUAUAAAUGGAUGGUAAAAGUUAAGUAUUUUAAAAAGGGUGUAAUUGUUUUGUAAACUUAAAUAAUGUUAAAUUCAAAUUUUGGCCCAUGUCAGUUUCCUAAAAAUAACCUAUUUUCUAUGUUGGGAAGUUUGUAAAGAGCAGUGAAUAAAAAAAUAACAGUGUGGACCAAGGGGCAAUUCAAUGCAGUGUGUGCAGAGUAAUUCUGAAUUUAUAUAUAUUUUUAAAAAAUUCACACAAACAGUGUGGUCACUUGGACCUUAAAUGUUUUACUAAAGUUAGGGCGAUGAAACUGAUUCAAAAAUACACUGAGACACAUUUGGGCACAAUCGGGAAGCAAGAAUAAUUCAGUUUUGAGAAAAUUGUAAACUGUAUUUUCCCCAUUUAUUUGAUCAACACAAAUAAAUCGAUUAAAAGACA
Dicentrarchus labrax (European seabass) is the source of this 1293-nucleotide messenger RNA. RefSeq lists its product as uncharacterized. The transcript has 8 exons. Gene Ontology annotation, molecular function: macrophage migration inhibitory factor binding; MHC class II protein binding. Lineage: Eukaryota; Metazoa; Chordata; Actinopteri; Moronidae. Gene Ontology annotation, biological process: antigen processing and presentation; immune response; intracellular protein transport. Gene Ontology annotation, cellular component: membrane. The record is from RefSeq and is a predicted model, not a curated record. Bases 43 to 627 code for a protein of 194 amino acids.